AUGGUAGAGAUCUCGAUUCUAGCCCCUCCUCCAAGCACACUGGAUUUUGCCCAGAUGGCUUUCAAAAAUUUCUUCCUCUUGCAGACGGGAGUGGAAUGGGAGAACAGAUUCAACCAAAAAGCAUGGGACAACAGAUCCAAGCGUGGUUCGCCCUCACAAUCACCCACAAAGAAAGAUCAAGGGAAGCAAAUCCCAGCCCAUCAAGGCUGGUAUACCUUGCAAACAGGAAGUGUCAUGUCCGCAUACUUGAAGCAAUCUUCUUUGCCACAACCCGCCUCAGAGGUCGCCCAUGCUGAAGUCGAACCUGCGGAUAAAACGAGAUUAGAUGAAGGCACGACUGGUCAGAAGGGUGACCCUCCUGUGGAGGAUGGUGAGGACAGCGGCGAUGAUGGUGACAACGAGUCUUCUAGGAGUUGCAGCGCCUCUUCUAUGGUUGAGCAAAUGUUGGAUGAAGGGCUCAAUCAUGGCAAUGAUAAAUUCCAUAAAGAUCUACCACCGCCACAAUAUGGAAACUACACUGACUACAGCUCCCCGCACAACGAAUACUGCGAUGAUACUGUUGAGUUCUACAAAUUGAAUGCCAUGGCUCUGCUCGAGUCAACACCCAGUGAACAUUCAGGUGGACCUUGCGAUGAAUCUUGUGAUGCAUCUUGUGAUGAACCUUCUAAGACAAUUCAAUUGAUACUGAAUGCGGAGGUGAAUUAG
Molecule: messenger RNA, 705 nt
Organism: Penicillium verhagenii
Lineage: Eukaryota; Fungi; Ascomycota; Eurotiomycetes; Eurotiales; Aspergillaceae
Product: BRCT domain protein
Exons: 1
Coding region: 1-705 (234 amino acids)
Source: RefSeq, a predicted model, not a curated record